CCGCGGCCCGUAUCCAAGAUGGCGGCCGCGGGGGGCGUGGCCAGCGAUGGAGUCUCCGAGUGCGCGGGCUGUGGCGGCUGCGAUGGAGCCCAGUUGGGAGGGCGAGGAAGAGGAGGAGGAGGAAGAGGAGAUAGAGGAGGAGCAGUUUGUUCUGGUGGAAUUGUCAGGGAUUAUUGAUUCAGACUUUCUCUCCAAAUGUGAAAACAAGUGCAAGAUUUUGGGAAUUGACACCGAGCGGCCCAUCCUGCAAAUAGACAGCUAUGUGUUUGCUGGAGAAUAUGAAGAUACUCUUGGGACCUGUGUUAUAUUUGAAGAAGGUGUUGAACGUAUGGAUCCGGAAGGGACCGACAGAACCGUGCUGAAGUACAAGUGCCACACAACGAAGAAACUCAGCAUGACGAGGACUCUUCUGACAGAGAAGAAGGAAGGAGAAGAAAACAUAGUAGAUGGCGUAGAGUGGCUGCAGAUGAAGGAUAAUGAUUUCUCCUACAGACCCAACAUGAUCUGCAGCUUUCUCCAGGAAAAUGAAGAUGAGGCUGGAGUGCCGGCCGCUGAUAAGCCUGUGGAGGUGGAAGACCAAGAGACUCAGCUGCAAGGCGGCGCCGAGCAGACACAGGCAGAGCAGGAGGAGGUGCAGCGUUUGGAAGCAGGGGACCCUGGGCCUCCUGUAGAUGCCCCUGCUGAGAUGGAAAGUUCUGUUUUCAUGGGAAUUCAAGAUGGAAAUGUUUCUCAAAACAGCCAGUCAUGAACUUUAAAAAACUACCGUGUAAUUUUUUUUACCAGCGUGCAGUUGGCUCGCCAUUUUCUUGUUACUGUUGGCUGUACACAUAUUUCCAGUUUCGUAUUUAGCAUACUAGAAUUUUUUUUACUAGAAUCACGCAGGAACAGGCAGAAAUUCAAUUUU
This is a messenger RNA of Peromyscus leucopus (white-footed mouse), 904 nucleotides long. It is a transcript of the gene Gtf3c6, whose product is annotated as general transcription factor IIIC subunit 6. Gene Ontology annotation, cellular component: transcription factor TFIIIC complex. Gene Ontology annotation, biological process: transcription by RNA polymerase III. The record is from RefSeq and is a predicted model, not a curated record. Bases 47 to 748 code for a protein of 233 amino acids. Lineage: Eukaryota; Metazoa; Chordata; Mammalia; Rodentia; Cricetidae. The transcript is spliced from 6 exons.